AAAAAGAAGAAGACGGUUCGUGCAUGCAUCCACUGCCAGAAAUCGCACCUCACAUGCGACGACCACCGCCCGUGCGGACGAUGCGUGAAGAAGGGUCUCGAGGCGACGUGCGAGGACGGCGUGCGGAAGAAGGCCAAGUACCUGCUGGAGGCGGAAGAGCUCGCCGAGAUCAGCAAGAAGGACAGCGCAGACGCCCCAUCCACAGACGGCUCCACCGACAUGUCCUCAGGCGUGUCUGGCACCCUGCUGCCUGGGAACCCAGCGAUGCAGCAGGCAGGCCCUACGUCGGGAGCUGGCACAAUUUCGAUUCCCAGCGCGCUCUGGGCACCGCCACUUCAGCAGCAGCCGGCGAUGAGCAUUGGGCGGCAGCAAGACAUGCAGGCGGGCAAUCCGCUGGACUCUAUCGUCCAACCACAGCAGCAGAACACCUGGGACCCGCAGCGGCAACAGUCGAUGCUCAGCGACGCACAGCAGACGCUGACAUCCACUAUCAUCAAGAACUCGCCGCCGCCCACCAUGCAUGCACCGGCAUCUGAAGACGGCCGCCCGCUGAGCCGCCUGUCCACCUCGGGCCCCGCCGUGCAUGGCCUGAACCCCGUCUACCCGCAGAGCCCAGCCGAGGUGUACUCGUCGGUGACUGAGCCCUACAAGUACUUUAACGGCUUCCACUAUUUCUUUAGACACAUCCAAGGGCGCAUGGACAAGCGCGACAUUAUACGUGUCAGCAGCGCCAUUGCGCACUUCCGCCCGUCCCUGGUCGCCCUGCUGCGGAACCUGACCCGCGACGACUUGAUCUUCAUGGAAAAGUCGUUCCAGCGCGCGCUGAUGGAGUACGAGAAACUCAUCGGCUUCACAGGCACGCCCACGGUGGUGUGGCGGCGCUCGGGCGAGAUUGCGCUGGUCGGCAAGGAGUUCUCAAUCCUGACACAGUGGGACCGCGAGACGCUGACCGCCGGCAGCAAAUUCAUCUUCGAGCUGAUGGACACCGAGUCGGCGGUGCGGUACUGGGAGCAGUUUGCUGUCCACGCCUUUGAGAACUCGGAGCACUCGGUCAUGAGCGAGUGCUGCCUGGUUCGGCCCGACGGGACGCCGGUGCCGUGCGCCUUUGCGUUUACCAUCAAGCGCGAUCUGUUUGGCAUCCCAAUGGCCAUCAUUGGCAACUUCCUCCCGGUUCUCUGA
This is a messenger RNA of Linderina pennispora, 1179 nucleotides long. RefSeq lists its product as uncharacterized. Gene Ontology annotation, cellular component: nucleus. Gene Ontology annotation, molecular function: zinc ion binding; RNA polymerase II transcription regulatory region sequence-specific DNA binding; DNA-binding transcription factor activity, RNA polymerase II-specific. NCBI's taxonomy places the organism in Eukaryota, Fungi, Kickxellomycota, Kickxellomycetes, Kickxellales, Kickxellaceae. Gene Ontology annotation, biological process: regulation of DNA-templated transcription; cellular response to starvation. The annotation marks the transcript as partial. The transcript is spliced from 3 exons. The record is from RefSeq and is a predicted model, not a curated record.